Messenger RNA from Fulmarus glacialis (Northern fulmar), 3415 nucleotides. Its product is annotated as roundabout homolog 2-like. The transcript is spliced from 22 exons. NCBI's taxonomy places the organism in Eukaryota, Metazoa, Chordata, Aves, Procellariiformes, Procellariidae. The annotation marks the transcript as partial. The record is from RefSeq and is a predicted model, not a curated record. Gene Ontology annotation, molecular function: protein binding.
AUGGGGAAGGAAGAAUCUGAUGAAGCACGCUCAGGACAAGGAACUGUAGUGAAGGUUAUAUAUGGCUGGUACACAGACUUGAAACAGGGAAUAAAGACUGAGAUUUCAAUGUGCGGGGAGAGACUAGAACUGAACUUACUUGCCCAAACGCUGCUGGAACCUGCAGGUCCUGAACGGCCCACGUUUCUCAGGCGACCGAUUAACCAAGUGGUGCUGGAGGAGGAGGCCGUGGAUUUCCGGUGCCAGGUGCAGGGGGAUCCCACACCCACAGUCCGGUGGAAGAAAGAUGAUGCAGACUUACCGAGAGGAAGGUAUGACAUCAAAGAUGACUACACUUUGCGCAUUAAGAAGGCCAUGAGCACAGAUGAAGGAACCUACACAUGCAUUGCUGAGAAUCGAGUUGGAAAAGUGGAAGCCUCUUCUACCCUCACUGUGCGAGCUCGCCCCGUUGCUCCCCCACAGUUUGUGGUGAGACCACGAGACCAGAUUGUAGCCCAGGGUCGAACAGUGACUUUUCCUUGUGAAACUAAAGGAAAUCCCCAGCCAGCUGUUUUCUGGCAAAAAGAAGGAAGCCAGAAUCUACUCUUCCCAAACCAGCCUCUCCAACCCAACAGCAGGUAUUCAGUGUCACCAACUGGAGACCUCACUAUUACCAACAUUCAGCGGUCUGAUGCAGGCUACUACAUUUGUCAAGCACUGACGGUUGCUGGAAGCAUUUUAGCAAAGGCUCAGCUGGAGGUUACUGAUGUCUUGACAGAUAGGCCUCCACCCAUCAUCCUCCAGGGGCCAGUCAAUCAGACACUGGCAGUGGAUGGGACAGCUUUGCUGAAGUGCAAGGCAACCGGUGACCCCCUUCCUGUCAUCAGCUGGUUAAAAGAAGGAUUCACCUUCCUGGGCAGGGACCCUCGAACAUCCAUACAGGAUCAGGGGACGCUUCAGAUUAAAACUCUGCGGCUGUCCGAUACUGGGACUUACACUUGUGUUGCUACAAGUUCCAGUGGGGAGACAUCUUGGAGUGCUGUGCUGGAGGUGACAGAAUCCGGUGGAGCAACAGUCAGUAAAAAUUAUGAUAUAAAUGACCUCCCUGGGCCACCAUCCAAACCUCAGGUCACUGAUGUUACUAAGAACAGUGUCACCCUGUCCUGGCAACCAGGGACCCCUGGAAGCCUACCAGCUAGUGCAUAUAUCAUUGAGGCUUUUAGUCAAUCUGUGAGCAAUAGUUGGCAGACAGUGGCUAACCAUGUGAAGACUACUCUCUACACUGUGAGAGGACUGCGCCCCAAUACAAUCUACCUGUUUAUGGUGAGAGCUAUCAAUUCGCAAGGUCUGAGUGAUCCCAGCCCUAUGUCAGAUCCUGUCCGAACACAAGAUAUCAGCCCACCAGCACAAGGUGUGGAUCACAGGCAAGUCCAGAAAGAACUGGGAGAUGUCAUUGUACGACUGCAUAAUCCUGUUGUGCUGACACCCACGACAGUUCAAGUCACCUGGACGGUUGACCGCCAAUCCCAGUUUAUUCAGGGCUACCGAGUAAUGUAUCGCCAAACGUCUGGCCUACCUUCUCCAGCUGUAUGGCAGAAUUUGGAGGUUAAAGUCCCAACUGAGCGCAGUGCUGUCCUCAUCAGCUUGAAAAAGGGGGUCACUUACGAAAUUAAAGUUCGCCCUUAUUUCAAUGAAUUCCAAGGAAUGGACAGUGAAUCAAAGUCUGCUCGUACCACAGAGGAAGCUCCAAGUGCCCCUCCUCAGUCUGUUACUGUCCUGUCAGUUGGAAACCACAACAGCACAAGCAUCAGCAUCUCCUGGGAUCCUCCCCCUCCAGAUCAUCAGAAUGGAGUCAUCCAGGAAUAUAAGAUCUGGUGCCUAGGUAAUGAGACUCGAUUUCAUAUCAACAAAACAGUAGAUGCAGCCAUUCGGUCUGUAGUAAUAGGUGGCCUAUAUCCAGGUAUUCAGUACCGUGUGGAAGUUGCUGCAAGCACCAGUGCAGGUGUGGGAGUAAAAAGUGAGCCACAACCCAUAAUAAUCGGAGGUCGUAACGAAGUUGUCAUCACUGAAAAUAACAACAGCAUAACUGAGCAAAUCACUGAUGUUGUCAAACAGCCUGCCUUUAUAGCUGGCAUCGGUGGUGCAUGUUGGGUAAUUCUGAUGGGUUUCAGCAUCUGGCUGUACUGGCGCAGAAAGAAGAGGAAGGGGCUCAGCAAUUAUGCUGUCACUUUCCAAAGAGGAGAUGGAGGACUAAUGAGCAAUGGAAGUCGACCAGGUCUCUUGAAUGCAAGUGACCCCAGUUAUCCUUGGCUUGCAGACUCUUGGCCUGCCACAAGUCUGCCGGUAAACAACAGCACUAGUGGACCCAAUGAUCUUGGCAAUUUCGGUCGUGGAGAUGUGCUGCCACCAGUGCCAGGGCAAGGAGAUAAAACCGCUACUAUGCUGUCUGAUGGAGCCAUUUACAGCAGCAUUGACUUCACUACAAAAACUAGUUACAACAGUUCCAGCCAAAUAACGCAAGCCACGCCAUAUGCCACCACCCAGAUACUGCAUUCCAACAGCAUCCAUGAGUUGGCUGUCGACUUACCUGAUCCUCAGUGGAAAAGCUCAAUUCAGCAAAAAAAUGACCUCAUGGGAUUCGGUUACUCUCUCCCAGACCAAGGCAAAGGCAAUAAUGCCUUGCUUUACAUCCCUGACUACCGCGUGGCUGAGGGAUUGGCUAAUAGAUUGCCACACAACCAGUCACAGGAUUUCAGCACCACCAGCUCCCACAACAGCUCCGAAAGGAGUGGCAGCCUCUCAGGUGGCAAAGGAGGGAAAAAGAAGAAGAACAAAAAUACUGCCAAGCCCCAGAAAAAUAACGGUUCAAACUGGGCCAGUGUUCCCCUCCCACCCCCUCCCGUGCAGCCGCUUCCAGGCACAGAGCUGGAACACUAUGGAGUGGAUCAGCAAGAAGCAGGAUAUGACAGUGAUGGUUGGUGUCCACCUUUGCCAGUUCAGACCUACCUACAUCAGGGCAUGGAGGAUGAGCUUGAAGAAGACGAUGAUCGUGUUCCCACACCUCCUGUCCGAGGAGUAGCUUCAUCACCUGCAAUCUCCUUUGGGCAACAGUCAACUGCAACCCUCACGCCCUCUCCACGAGAGGAGAUGCAGCCAAUGCUUCAAGCCCACCUUGAUGAAUUAACUAGGGCUUACCAGUUUGAUAUAGCAAAGCAGACAUGGCACAUCCAAAGCAAUACACAACCUCCUCAGGCUCCAGUUCCUCCCCUAGGAUAUGUAUCUGGAAACCUUAUUUCAGAUUUGGAGACAGAUGUUCCAGAUGAUGAUGAUGAUGAGGAUGAUAUUGAAGAAGAAACUGUAGAAAUCAGUAGGCCGCUAAGAGGUCUAGAGCAUACUCCAGGCUCCAGCAUGGACAAUCUAGACAGCUCUGUGACAG